Messenger RNA from Peronospora matthiolae, 864 nucleotides. The record is from the annotation of a GenBank genome assembly. Lineage: Eukaryota; Oomycota; Peronosporomycetes; Peronosporales; Peronosporaceae.
AUGGCGACCCCCCUCCCGCCUGCGGUGCAGCUCCAUUCGCAGGAUUUUGACUGGAACGACCUGGCCAAACGAUGCCAGAUGCAAGAGAGCGGAGAUCUCGACGUGACAACUGACGAGGAGCGAGAGCGCGUUGACGCGCAGCAGCAGCUUGCGGGAGAAGCCAGAGACAAGUGGGAAACGUUCCACCAGCGACACAAUGGCAAAGUCUACAAGCCCCGCAACUACCUCGUCAGCGAGUUCCCCGAGCUUUGUGCACCAGAACGAAACGUGGUGGAAGUUCUGGAGCUCGGAUGUGGCUACGGCAGUGCGAUUUUCCCCAUUCUCGCCGAGUGCCCCAACGUGCGCGCACAAGUGUGCGACUUCAGCUCCCACGCCAUCAACAUGCUCGAGCACCACCCAGAGUACGAUGCUACACGCUGCCGCGCCUUCGUGUGCGACAUAGCUCAGGAAGAGCUGGUAGACGUUGCGCCCACGUCCAUUGACAUUGUGCUCAUGGUCUUCGUGCUGUCAGCCUUACCACCGGAGUCGUUCGCCCGUACGCUGCAGAAAAUUUAUGCCGUGCUGCGGCCGGGCGGGAUCGUCUGCUUUCGCGACUAUGGACUCUACGAUCUCGCCAUGAGGCGCAAUGCUAAAAAGCUUGGACCGAAUCUGUACUAUCGCAGUGACGGGACCUUGGCCUUCUUCUUCUCGCGCGAGAUGCUGGUGCAGCUUUUCGAGCAAGCAGGAUUUCGCACGCUAGAGGCAACGUACUGCACCGUUCGAUUGCGCAAUCGAAAAAAAGGAGUGACGAUGGAUCGUGUGUGGCUGCAUGCAAAGCUCCAAAAACCCGGAGCAGAGGAAGCUCAUCAGAUGCUCAGCAGGUAG